Molecule: messenger RNA, 591 nt
Organism: Emiliania huxleyi CCMP1516
Lineage: Eukaryota; Haptophyta; Isochrysidales; Noelaerhabdaceae
Gene: Rab5a
Product: Rab5a, rab family GTPase
Exons: 4
Coding region: 1-591 (196 amino acids)
Molecular function (GO): GTP binding; GTPase activity
Source: RefSeq, a predicted model, not a curated record
AUGGCGGCGCCCAGAACAACAGAGUGCAAGCUCGUGUUGCUGGGCGACUCCAACGUCGGGAAGAGCUGCCUCGUCAACCGGUUCGUUAAGAACCAGUUCAACACAGAGCACCCGACGACCGUCGGCGCCGCAUUCCUGCAGUCUCCCGUGCCGCUCGACGACUCGGACGACAAGAUCCAGUUUGGGAUCUGGGACACAGCUGGCUCAGAGAGGUACAAGGCGCUCGCGCCGAUGUACUACCGGGGGGCAGAGGCGGCGAUCGUGGUGUACGACAUCACGUCGUUCGAGUCGUUCGAGGGCGCGAAGAGCUGGGUGCACGACCUUAAGCUCUACGGGCAGCCGCACGUGGUGAUCGCUCUUGCCGCGAACAAGAGCGACCUGGAGCAGUACCGCGUGGUGACGACACAGGAGGGGCAGGCGUACGCGCGAGAAAACGAGAUGUCCUACUUUGAGACGUCGGCGAAGACGGGGCACAACGUGCGGCGGAUGUUCGUCGACCUGGCGCAGUGCGUGCCGCGCAAGGACGCGCUCUCUUCGAGCACCAAGCUGGACGAUGCCAAGGGCGGCGGCGGGAAGGGGUGCGCCUGUUGA